Messenger RNA from Cygnus atratus (black swan), 1181 nucleotides. RefSeq names its product transmembrane protein 52B (gene TMEM52B). The transcript has 6 exons. NCBI's taxonomy places the organism in Eukaryota, Metazoa, Chordata, Aves, Anseriformes, Anatidae. Bases 222 to 770 code for a protein of 182 amino acids. The record is from RefSeq and is a predicted model, not a curated record.
AACAUGUAUCCCCUAUGAUGCAAAGCAUUUCGGGAGAUUUGGCUGGCCAUGCAGGACUUUCAAGACUGGGACCUGUGAGAGAGAAGUAAGCAGACUGGUAGUUGCAGGACUGACACAGCAGGAGACUACCAGUGAAUGGGUGAGGAUGAACAGAAUCUAACAAGAAGGAUAGUCACCGAGUAGCUUGAGCCAGCAAGAGGCCACAGAACCACCCCUUCAGGAUGCAUAGCCUUGUCAUGAUCUGCUUUGUUUUAGAGUGUUUCUUAUGGUUUCCCCAAGUGAGGGGCGAGGAAGGGUGUCUCAAUGCUGAAUUCUGUUCAGGUACAGAGUGGGUCCGUCUGUGGUAUAUCUGGCUGGUGGUUGUGAUUGGUGGACUGCUUCUUCUGUGUGGCCUGGUUUCUGUCUGCAUGAGAUGCUGUUUUCAUUGCCAUCAAGGAGGGGAUGAAUCAGGUCCUCAGCCCUACGAGGUCACCGUCAUUGCUUUUGAUCAUGACAGCACCCUCCAGAACACCAUUACCUCUCUCCAUUCGGUGUUUGGACCUGCUGCCAGGAGAAUACUAGCAGUGGCACACUCCCAUAACACUGUGCAGGGAACAUCACCCCUCUCGGCAUCAGACACCCCUCCAGUCUACGAGGAAGCUCUGCACAUGAGCAGGUUCACAGUUGCCAAGGCCGGGCAGAAAGCGACAGAUGUGGAUCCAGUGCCCAAAGCAAAACUGCAAACAUCUGCUGAGAUCAAGGAUGCCCAGCCAGCCCUCCCAGGACGCUAGUGCUUGUUUUUACUGAAUGGCAGUAAAAUAGAGAAUGAUUUCAUUCAGAGGUUAGUUCUUCUGGGCAGGGCUAGGAAUACCAGAUUAAACUCCUUAGUCUAAUGACAAAGGCAAAAAAAGAUAUUAAAAUUCCAAACAGUUCAAGAUCCAGCAUAUUUUGAUGGUUCCUUUUGAUACCUCCUUGAGAUAAUCAACCAUUGGCAUUCCCCAGGUCCAUUUAUUACACACAGAUGUCAUUAGAAUCACAGUUUGCAUGUACAAUCAAACAGGCAGCAGGAUCAAGGUGCUGAGAUACUUUGCACGCUGGUGCUGGAGACCUGCAGGGAGAUGGCAGAUGUUACCUCAUUGUACUUGCCUCCAGCCUAAGGUUCCUGGAGAUGGCAGAGCUUUUCAUACCAGGAAAAACAAAAA